Tigriopus californicus is the source of this 1884-nucleotide messenger RNA. Its product is annotated as zinc finger protein 98-like. NCBI's taxonomy places the organism in Eukaryota, Metazoa, Arthropoda, Copepoda, Harpacticoida, Harpacticidae. The transcript has 4 exons. The coding region runs from base 194 to 1819 and encodes 541 amino acids. The record is from RefSeq and is a predicted model, not a curated record.
AGACACUCCAUGGCCUAGAUAUGUUGCACAGAGUGGCUUCGAGGUUGCGCUAUCAAUGUGUAUAUUUUUCAUUCCGCUCGCGGCAAAACAACCCCAACAUUAACAACACAGUCUGCUCAAUUUCAUGCAUAGAUAAAGAAUGACUGAAGUGCUCAACCUCUGUUUAGCGGCUUUAAAGCAUCGGAAGUGAACUAUGGAUUCUCACGCUCCUCAAUGGAGAAGUCUUUUAUUCAAUUUUCACAAUCUAGACGUUACCCCUCCCGCCAAAUUGACGGAUCUAACUUUUCAUACCCUAAACGACCAUAGCACACUGUCGAGUUUUUCCCUCAUUUGGGCCAUUUGGAGUCCCAUGUUGAAAGCAGCUCUGUUAGACACGCCUCCUGAGGCUGAUCCAUACAUUAUCUUAGAGGGUCAUGACCAAGGGCAUAUUCGAUCGUUUCUGGACUUCGUUUUGAGCCCAGACUUCUGCCAAGACAAAUGGGAAGCGGCUCAAAGUUUGAUCUCGACCCUGGGGAUCCAUUUAUUUCCAAUCACUGCUGAAACACCGGGCCCUCCGAAGUCGAAGUUUAAGUGUAAAGUAUGUUCCAAGGACUAUGUAAAUGAAUUGAGCUUCUUGAAGCACCUCAAAUCACAUAACAAAGGACUUGUGGCGGAUCAAGUGAUAAGUGAUCAAAGGCCACAUAGAACAGCAAAACGACCGGCUCGCCUAGGGUCUGAUUUUGAAGAAGAAUUUGAGGAUCUGGAUCAUACCAGAUCUAAGAAAUCUGGCAGGCAUUUAUGUUCCAUAUGCAGCAAGGUAUUUUCAUCCUCUGGCUCUCUUCGACAUCAUAUGUUACUUCAUGAAGGUAAAAGAGACUUUUCUUGUGAUAAGUGCGACAAGAAAUUUGCAUCAUCAUUAACACUGAGGGCACAUCAAAAGCUGCAUGAAGAGCAUGGAUCCCAAUAUGUAUGUGAGCAUUGUGAAAGGUCAUUUAAAAGCUACAACAACAUGACUAGACACAUCCGAAGUGCUCACUUCGAAUGGAGUGAUGGCAAGCUUUUUAGUUGCAAUGUAUGUUUAAAAGAUUUUAAAGAUCCCUCUGCGUUGGCAGCGCACAAAAAGAUCCACGACGGAGUUCGAAACUUCAAGUGCGAAACUUGCUCGAAGGCGUUUUUGACCGGUGCUCAACUUCGGGUUCAUUGGAGAAUACAUACGGGAGAGAGGCCUUUUGAGUGCCAGGAAUGUCACCAACGAUUCAUCACGAAUGGAAACUUGAAAUCGCAUAUCAAGUUCCGGCACCAAGGCUUGAAAUUAAAAAAGGAACAGCUUUGUGUCACCUGUGGAAGUGUUUUUGUCAACAAACAUGACUUGGAGGUUCACAUCCGUAAACAUACAGGGGAACUCCCUUUCAAUUGUGAUCACUGUGGCAAAGGCUUCAGAUCUGCACGUCAUUGUGAGGAGCACAAUAGGACUCAUACAAGUGAAAGGCCUUACAAAUGCGAUACGUGCCAAGAAGCUUUUAAAGGGCCCGGGGGUCUUCGACAACAUUUCAAGUCGAAUGCCAAUUGUUGCUCCAAUGCCCGCCCAGGGGCGUUUUCGGUGAAAAGAAAGCGACCCUCCUGUCAGAAGCAGAUUACUCCAAAGUGCGAGAUCUCCGGAAGAAGCUCCAUCAAUCCGGAUCCCGAGGAGAGAUCCACCCAAACGACAGUUUUGUUUAUCGACCAGAAUGAAAUAACAUUCGUAUCUGACCAAGAACUACCUCUGAACGACUCAAUUGGUCCAUCUACUAUGGGAAAUGUCCAUGAGAAUCCUAUUCUCACUUGGAAUGAGGAAGCGUGACGUGGGAUAUCAAACAAACAAAAGGGUGCAGAAUAGACCGAUGGAAAUCGUUUGAAACUUCUCUU